Molecule: messenger RNA, 3294 nt
Organism: Syngnathus typhle (broad-nosed pipefish)
Lineage: Eukaryota; Metazoa; Chordata; Actinopteri; Syngnathiformes; Syngnathidae
Gene: dtnbp1a
Product: dystrobrevin binding protein 1a
Exons: 10
Coding region: 130-1182 (350 amino acids)
Biological process (GO): regulation of synaptic vesicle exocytosis; anterograde synaptic vesicle transport; platelet dense granule organization
Cellular component (GO): cytoplasm; synaptic vesicle membrane; neuron projection
Source: RefSeq, a predicted model, not a curated record
CACCUAAGAAGAAGUAUAACGGAAGACGAACCGCAGGUUGUGUACCAAGCUCACAACAGAGUUGUCAGGAGCCCGUACUGCUAACCGGGUUCAUCUCAGAGGACAACAUCCUUACUUCAUAGUGGAAUCAUGUUCGAGAACUUCAGAGAAAGACUUCACAUGGUGCAACAGGAUUUAACGACAGGCUUGAAAACAUUUGGGGACAAAUCAAAGGAAUCCAAAAGCAGCAGCAGCAGCAGCAGGAGGAAGUCCAGGUAUGAAGAAAGUCUUCCUCAUUUUGGUGCUGGACUAGACAUCCUGAGCAGGUACGAAGAGAGUUGGUUUCUGCUUCACAAAAAAACUAAAGACUCUGCUCAGGUUGCAGAGGCCAUUGAUGGGGACGUAGUGAUGCUGUCGGCACACUGGGAGAAGAGACGAUCAGCACUGACGCAGCUACAGGAACAACUCCAAAGUUUGCCUGCCUUCAUCGGUGAACUUGACGCCAUCACUACAUCGAUAGCUCAUAUGGAAGGGGACUUUGAGGAGAUGGAGAGCAGGCUGGUCUUCUUGGAGACACUAUGUUGUCAAUGUGAACAACAGACACUCAAGCAGCAGCAUAUGGAACAAUUGGAAGUCUUUAAGAAUAAAAAGAGGCGAGAACUAGAGGCACUAGAAGUGGAACUGAACGCAGAGCACGCUCAGAAAGUUGUAAAGCUAGAGCAGGCACGGCAGCAGAAACUGAGGGAACGACAGAAAGUCUUUGAAGAAGCCUUUAACCAAGACUUGGAGAAAUACCGUUCCACUGGAUGUCUUGAGCACAGAGAUCCAACAGAAGCAGAUGUGGUUGUUCUGGAUCAGAUGACCGUAACCAACCUAUCAGACCAGGAAGCAUUGGACAAUUUCCUCAACUCUAGUGAUGAGUUUAGCUCUGGGUCGUCACUCACUUCAGGUCCAGACCCUAAGUCCGACUCCUCGGAAUUCUUGAGCAGUCCAUUGAGCCAAGUUCCAGACCUAGAAAACCACUCGUCAGACAGACACUAUGAAUGUGUUCAAGAUGGCGAUGGCCUCAGUGAGGACAGUGAUGAGCCUGUGGUGCAAUUAGACGAAGAGGACAUUCAGCCGGACAUGACGUUGGUCGGCCUUCAGGAUCUCGAACAAGUCAGGAGCUCAGAUGAAAGCGACUCUCCGGAGGAUGUGCCCUGAGGGUAAACCUUGCAACUAUGCCCUGAAAUAUCUCGAGGUUUAAGCACCCAACCUAACCUUAAAUGCCCCAAACUUGGACUUUGGACAACAUGCGCAGCCAACGCAAGUCGGCUUUUGUUUUUUUAACCCGAAAACAAUGCAAUAGACAAAUCAAAAAUGCACCAAAUGAGGGCCGAGCAUGUAAUUUAUCUAUGGAUGUGUUUUUUGUCGUUAUGUUCAAAUACAUUUCCGUUACCAAUGCUUUCUAAAAUAGGAGAAAAGUAAGGACUCGUAUGAAGCAACAGUUAAGCCUCUAGUGGUUUAAAGCAAGCAUAUCACAGUGACCACCACUCUGCAAUUAAAACAUUCUUAAUUAAGGGAGCAAAUAUGCUUCCAUAGACGUCCUGCAAAUUUUGUAAGUAAAUAUGUCCUCAAGUCGGAUAAUUUCAAUUUUGUUUCCCAAUGUGCGCACUAUUGUAACUAGUUGACUGAAUCCAUUUGCACACAAUUUUGCUCCAGCUGGUUUGACAAUUCAUAAACAAGACAAUCCUUGUGCUCAUGUUCAAGAUAAAUAAAUGCUGUUUUUAUUUGUGUUUCAAAGAUAGAUGCAAAUAGGAACAUUGUACAUACACAACAUAAUUAGGAAUCAUAGGCCGUUAAGUUGUGUUAAUGAUUCUCUAAAGCAAAAAUACUUAUUAGCAUAUAAAAAGCCAUUAAAAUGGUCAUUGCCAUGCUAUUCUACUCUAUAUAUUUGACAUUCAAAGUGAGCCAAUGACUUAUUUUAAUUUGAAGGUCUUCAUAUUUUUGGUCUCAAAGCUGUGUGGAUUAAUCGCAUUUGGGAAAAAGGCCAUUGCAUAUUUUCAAAUUGGUUUGUUUUAGUAUGUGUUCUGACAAUGUUUUUUUUUAAGAGCAACAAAGUUGUCUCGUUGCAGUGAGGAAUUUGAGACAACUGCAUUUACCUUCCAGAUAGCAAAACCUUUUAUUAGUGUACGAACACGUUGCUAAGUGAACCUUGUGAAAUCAUAUGUGUAAUAUUAUCAGAUGCAGUAUUAGGUUCAUUUUAAAUAAAUCAUAGUCGAAUAAAUAUUGAAAUAGUUGUACAGCCUGAAUUAUACACAUGUAUUUGUGGACCACUGUAACUCCUCCUCACUAGUACCAGCUGAUAAAUUAUUUAGAAACCAAAGUUACAGUAUAUAUAUAUAUCUUGACAAUGAAUAUUCCAUCCACUAAUUUCUUUAAUCACUUAACCUCACUCUGGACAUGAGAUGUGACCUAUCCCAGCUGACCUUUGGCAAGAGUUGGGGUACCCCCCAAAAAAGGCUGCUGGCCAAUCACAGGGUAUAUUUAACAAAUAAUCAUUCAUAUUUAUGUUUACACUGGGUCACAAUUCAGACUCUUCAAUUAACCUAAGCAACACAUUUUGUGGAUGUGAAACAUCUGGAGAAGUUUUACACAAGCGCAGCAAGAAGAGGCAAGCUCAGAUGAUUUGAGUCUGGAUUUUAAAUCCCAACCUCAGAACUGUUAAGCAAACGUGCGAUCCACUUGACAACCAACAAAUUGAAUCUGUUUUUUUUUUCUUUAUUGAACUAAUUGUAUAUAAAUUGCUAAUAAAUGUACAGCACAGUAUUCAAUUUACCAAAGACAGCAAUUGUCUUCCAAACUUUUAAUAGGACAUAUGAUUGUUCCUCAUAUCUUGCAUGUGUGACAAUGCGUUGUGAGAGCACUGUGACCUAAUUGCUCGAUGUUGGGCUUCAUUGAAGCUUGCAAUGAAUGUUUCUUCUUGACCUUAUGCUGUUUUAUUGGAACACCUCUCAUUUUAGUGAACAGAAAAAUUGUGGCAAUUUUUCUAGCACGCUUUGUAUGCAUUCUGUUGGUAAACCAGGAAUUAAAUAACUUUAAAGCAUUUAUUCGUGUGUGUGUGUGUGUGCGUGUGUGUGUGUGCGUGUGUGUGUGUGUGUGUGUGUGUGUGUGUGUGUGUGUGUGUGUGAGCGUGCGCGCGCUGUUCAUAUACAAGAACUGUUUUUAUCACAUUUAAUUGCCCCUUUCAUGUCAUUUAUACAUUCACUAGGUGACUGAUUCACAAUUUGGUUUUGUCUGAUAUCAGAGAUUAAAUAAAGAAAACCAACUGGCUGA